Messenger RNA from Cololabis saira (Pacific saury), 1666 nucleotides. Its product is annotated as H-2 class I histocompatibility antigen, Q10 alpha chain-like. Gene Ontology annotation, cellular component: external side of plasma membrane. Gene Ontology annotation, biological process: immune response. Lineage: Eukaryota; Metazoa; Chordata; Actinopteri; Beloniformes; Belonidae. The coding region runs from base 328 to 1497 and encodes 389 amino acids. The record is from RefSeq and is a predicted model, not a curated record. The transcript has 10 exons.
GCUGGUGCAACGUGGGCAGACGGCGACCUUAAUAGCACUUUGAAGGCACUUUAAAAUGCUAAAUAUGCAGCUAUCAGCGGUCAGGUUUUUUUUAGUUUAAACCUUUAGGAUUUGGACAAAGAAUCCCCCUACGAUCUCUACGAACUACCUUGGACUCAGUGAAACCUCCACAACUGGUGGAUUUUUCCUCGAACGCGUCUGAAGGGCAAGGAAGUGGCAUAUCAGUGAACGGAUCAGACAUUCGGUGACGCCUCGCGUCAAAAACACCUCUCAAAAACUCGGAUAUAACUGGAUUUUUGGAAAAACUCUAACCAAACAAAACAAAAAAUGCUCGCGUUUGCCAUUUUGGUCCUUUUGGGGACAGCUCUGGCAGUCAGCGGCGAUCGGCACAAGCUGUCUUACAUCUACACAGCCUUCUCCAAACCCGCAGUAUCCCCUGGCAUCCAUAAGUUCACUGCCAUGGGCAUGCUUGACAAUAAGAUCAUUGACUACUUUGACAGCACACAGCAAAAGAAAGUUCCCAGAACGUCCUGGAUGAAAGAGAGACUGGAAAAAGAAUAUUGGGACAAAGGCACAGUGUCCCGGAAGAGCAAGCAGCUUUGGUUCCAGGUCAACAUCGAAAUCCUGAUGGAGCGAAUGAGACAGAAUGACACAGAUUUACACAUCCUCCAGUGGAUGCAUGGCUGUGAGGCUGAAAAACAGGGUGAUGAUCUCAAGUUUGUCGAUGGCGUGCACAUGUACCAUUAUGAUGGAGAUGACUUCCUGUCGUUUGAUAAUAACGACCAAAUCUGGGUUGCCAAGACUGAUGCAGCAUUGUCCACCAAGAGGAAGUGGGACGAUGUCCCAGCCCUGAAAGAAUACACCAAGGGCUACCUGGAGAAGGAGUGCUUGGACUGGAUGGGCGCGUUCAUAGACUACGGGCAGUUGCAGCUGCUUAAUGCCAAGAAACCUGAGGUGUACGUGUUUGCACUCAAGGCCAAAUCUGAGACGAGUGUGAUUUUGAAAUGCCUGGCCACCGGCUUCUACCCAGAGGACAUUAUCCUGCGGAUCAGAAGGAACGGCCGGUCCCUCACUGCACGCGACGGGCUGGUCAGCUCUGGAGUUCGACCAAACGGGGACGAGACCUUUCAGAGGAGAGACUAUGUCGAGAUUUUGAAGUCCGACCAUUCCGAAUACAUCUGUGAAGUCAUACACGAGGCCUCUCGUGUGAAUGUUCCGAAGAAAUGGGAUUACAAGCCUCCUGCUGAAGCUCGAAACGGUGUCGUUACCGGUGGUGCUGUGGCUGGUGUACUUGUGUUGAUCGCAAUCGGGGGGAUUGUGCUCUUGUGUCUCUUGUAUAAAAAUGGGAUUAUCGGUAAGCGUUCUCCUUCUGUUCCCAGUAUCUCCAGCUCUGUCUCCACCAACAUUGACUCAGCUUUCGGUACUGAUGCCAGCAGCAACGCAAGCUCGUCUUCAAAGUCAAGUGAAGAAAAGGAAAGAGUCUCUGGGCCCGUAUAAUCUUACCUGCAGCCAAAAAUCUGAAGCCUCUUGAACCAGCACCAAUUCAUGGUGUCCAAAUUAAAGGACACAAAAACCAAAUUUCAACUGAAUAGUAGUUAACGUGGUUUUGUAGAAAUUCUUAGACUGGAUGAAAGUAAAAUUCAGUGUUAUCAUGGUAAUUUAACCA